Molecule: messenger RNA, 3514 nt
Organism: Cinara cedri
Lineage: Eukaryota; Metazoa; Arthropoda; Insecta; Hemiptera; Aphididae
Source: the annotation of a GenBank genome assembly
AUGGGCCCAGGCAUAGCCAAAAAAGGUGAUGACAAGUACGGAGUUACACAAUUUAAGGGUACGAAUUUCCCAAACUAGAAAUUUCAUGAAGAAUUUGGUGUGAAGCAAUGUGUUUCAGAAAACUGUCCAUCGCUUGCGAAAGAAGAAGACAAAGAAAAAUGGCGUAAAAACGACAAUAAAUGUAAGUCACUUAUAGUUAAAUGUAUUGCUGUUAGUUAUUUAGAAUAUGUGAUGGGAAAGAAUACAUCAAAAGAAAUUUGGAAUUCACUAUUAAAAACUUUUGAGCGAAAAAGGGUCGCCAGUCUAUUGUAUUUGAAAAAGCGAUUAUUGACUAUAAAAUGUAGUGGUAAAAUAAAUUUAGAAAGUCAUUUUGUGAAAUUUUAUGAGAUAAUAUGACAACUCAGAUCUGCAAGAGCUAAACUAGAGAACGAGGAUAUUGUUUGUCAUCUACUACUUACUAUGCCUGAAAUGUACAACAAUGUAGUUACAGCAUUAGAAACUCUUACAGAAUAUUAUACGAAUUCAUUUUUACUCUAGACAAUACUCGAGAUAAUAGCAUUAAUGUCAACAGCUAUGUCAAGGCAAAUAUUGACGGAGUAUUAUGACAUAAACGAAUGGAACAUCCAAAUAGAGAUUAUUUGAAUAAACUGAAGAAUAUUGUUUUUGGAGUUCAAUUCAAUACAAAAGAACUACCUACAAUUUGUUAAGUUUGUAUGGAGAGCAAAUAGACUAGACAGCCCUUCAUUCUAAGAAAAAAUAGAACAACGCGUCUACUAGAACUGAUACACAGUGAUAUAUGUGGACAAUCAGUCCAAUAUCCUGGAACGGUAUGAAAUACAUCUUUAACAUUUAUUGAUGAUUAUACACGAUUUAAUGUAAUUUAUUUGCUUGACAAUAAAAGUGAAGUACUUAACUAAUUUUUAGAAAUAUGAAGCAAUUGUAAGUGUACAUUUUAGACAAAGAAUUCAAUCAUUAAGAUGUGAUAAUGGAGACAAAUACACAUCUCACAAUUUCAAGAAUUUAUGUGCACAAAAGGGAAUUGUUGAGAACCACACUGCUCCAUACACUCCUAAGCAGAAUGGUUUAGCUGAAAGAACUAAUCGUACAAUUAUAGAAAAGACCCGAUUGUUACUAUUUCAAUCAGGGUUAUUAACGAAGACCUAGUAAGAGUACAGAAAUAUUUCAAAUCUUGGUUCCUCGUCCUUAAUCCAAAUAAAACCAUAUCCAUGUUGUUCCAUUUGAACAACAGAGAUGCUAACAGAAUACUUAACCUGAUAGUUUAGGGAACCAAACUAAUGAGUGAUGACGUUGCAAAAUAUCUAGGGAUCAAGUUGGACAGAACAAUAAUCUACAACCAACAUCUUGAAGAUGUGGAGAACAAACUGAAAACCAGGAAUAAUAUUAUUAGUAAACUAGCGGGAACAAGUUGGGGCUGCCGAGCAAAUGUACUCCGCAUAUCGACUCUGGCCUUGGUAUACAGCGUCGUAGAGUAUUUCGCCCCCAUCGGGGAGAAAAGUGUACACGCAAAAAAAGUUUGACACUCAGCUGAAUAAUACUAUGGGAAUCAUUACAGGCUGUGUCCAGGCUACCAACUUACAGUGGCUUCCAGUCCUUUCGAGUAUAUAUAGCGCCCCUCCCCGGUGGCUCGAAGACAUCUCGCAACCAUUAAAUUGUUACAGAAAAUCAAUAGAUCAGUGAGUCUCCCUGUAUACAACAAAAUAAAUAAUGCAACCACUAAAAGAUUAAGAUCAAGACACCCAAUCUGGUCAGUAGAAAAUAGCUCAAAAUGGAGGAUAUGUAAAAACAAUACUGGGAAGAAGGUAACGCAAAAUACGGAUACCUGAUAAGUGACCCUAUCCAAGAGCCAAAUGGACCAACUUAAACAGGAUACGAAUGGAGCAGGAUAAUUGUAACUACCUCCUACAUAAAUGGAAAAUAAAAAAACUCCCCUUUGUGACUGCGGACAAAUACAAACCAUCCGACAUCUGUGGAGGAAUGUCCUCAAAUGAGAUACAAGGGAGGAAUUGAGGAUUACAUAACAAAGAAAAAUAUAUUGUUGAUCCAAUCAUAGAUAGAUUUAAAUGAUAAUGUUAAAUGGAAUUUGAUAUGGGAGCAUCAGUGUCAUCUAUGUCAAUACAUAAUUUCAAAAAAAUAUUUUCUAAAAAAAAAUUUAAGAAAGUAAACAACAAGUAUCCAUAAGAACAAAUACAGGUGAACUAAUUAACUUAAUAGGAACAUAUAGUAUAGUAUAAUAUAGUACCAUUGAGUUCAAACAAAAAACAGCAAGCGAUAAAUUAUUUGUAUUAGCAUGUUUGGAUCUUGUUAACUACUAUUACAAUUCAUAACAAAUUUGGCGUCAAAACUUCACCAUUUGUGUCAACUUUAAAAACAAAGGUAAUUUAUACUUUUGGUCUAAAGAAUGUGAGGAACAGAAAGCAUUCACAAAUAUUAAAAAAGAAAUAACUAGUGAUCAAGUGUUAAUGGCAUUUAAUUCACAGUAUCCAUUAGUGCUAGAAACAGAUGCAUCCCUCUAUGGAUUAUCAGUAAUAUUAUCUCAUUACCAAAUGCAUUGGAACGUCCAAUAGCAUUCGCAUCAAGGACUAUCAAAUUCAAAAAAAAGUUAUAGUCACAUUAUAAAAGAAGUAACAGCAACUUAUCGGAGUCUAAUCAAAUGUUUUCUUUAUUGUUAUGGCCGGUCCUUCACCCUAACUACUGAUAACAAACCAUUAACAUUAAUAUUGAAUCCAACUAAGAAUCUUCCAUAACUAAUACCAACUCGUCUACUACACUACGCUCAAUUUUUAUCAAGAUUUAAUUAUAAAAUUAAAUACCCUUACUAACAUAAUCUUACUUAUCAAGAUGUCCUGUAGGUCAAAUUGUUCCAGUGGAUACCUUGAGUGAUGCCUCUAAACUACAGAUACAAUUAGAAUCAUUACCGGUUGACAGUGAACAAAUUAAAAGGGGAACUAAAUAACCUCAAUUAAAUAAAGUCUACAACAUUUUACUAAAUAAUAGUACACUGCAAGAGAACAAUUUCAAAGAUGAAGUAUUGACAAUAGAAUAUAACUGCUUGUUUAGAGAACCCAGAGUAGUUAUACCAGUAUCAUUAAGAAAACUAAUCCUUGAAGAACUUCAUACGGCACUUACAAAUACAACAAAAAUGAAGGAAUUGGCAAGACGUUACAGUUGGUGGCCUACUAUAAAUUUAGAAAUAGAAGACUAUGUUAAAUCCUAUCAACAAUGUGCUGAAAAUCAAAAAAAUCAAACAAAAUUUGCAAUGUCUUGGAAAGAAGAACCAAUUCCUUGGUAUAGACUAUAUGUAGACCAUGCUGGGCUAUUUAUGGGAUCUUAUUUUUUAAUUUUGAUUGACACUUAUAGCAAGGGGCUAGAAGUUAAGAUUGUACCAUCAUUAUCAAGUAAAACAACAAUUGAAAACCUUCAAAAAAUAUUUUCAAGAUUUGGUUUAUCUAUUAUUAUGGUUCGUAACAAUGGUAAAGCAUGUACGUCAAAUUAA